GAUCCAUCGUGCGCCCAUGGCGGCACGCCCAACCAUUGGAAAGCGGCUGCUGUCAGCGCCUGCUUCCAGGCCUGGUGAGGCGAAAUAUCCUCGACUUGCACAUGAUGCUGAGCCCCAGCCUACCCCAACCAGAAAGGUCACAACAGCGGGCCAAGGUUUUGCUCCGGGGGUGCCCACUGCCCGAGCACCACGCCCAGGGCCUGCACAGCCAGUGCUGCGACCGGCCUUGCGACCAGCGUUGCCAAGGCCUCUCUUGCCACGAGCAGAAGCAGCUUCCAGAGCAAGGCACACGUGGGCGGCACGCCCAGCUGGCCCAGUGAUAACACCUGCGGCGCCAGUGACACCGACAGCACCAGUCGUAACGCCAAUGACGCCAGCGAAACCAGCACCGGCAAAGGUUCCUGAGCCGUCAGCUCCACCAAGGGUGCCUCCCAAAGCGAUGCCCACCGAACCACAGCCCCCACAGCCCAAAGCAAUGCCUGCUACGCCACCACCAAAAGCAAUGCCUGUUCAAAGAAAGAUGCCACAGGAGAAGCUAGUGGUUUAUGCAGAGGGC
Molecule: messenger RNA, 556 nt
Organism: Cladocopium goreaui
Lineage: Eukaryota; Dinophyceae; Suessiales; Symbiodiniaceae
Source: the annotation of a GenBank genome assembly